GCCCUUCUCAGCCCCAAUGGCUUGCACUUCCAAUCAUUAGGUUAAAAAGACUAGUUUCUUUGAAUCCUUCUUUCGUUGAGGUCUUUGCUGUCAUUAUGCCCCUUGCUUCAUCAUAGUAUUGUCAUGUCUUGUUCACCAUUAUACACUCAAUAUGAGUCGUUCAGAACGAUCAAACUCAGAUACAUCCGAUCCAGGAGCUGCCCAGUUCCUACAUGGACUGUCGCCGCAACAGCUUCAUCACCUUCAGUACAGCGUCCCGUCAAAAGAUGCACCUGAACGCUUCUCACAAUUCCUUGAAGAGCCACGGCGACCACCGGUACCGAAGAGGUUCACGUUCGAUGUGCUGGAUCUUGCGGCGAGGCAGAAGGCCACAAGGAGUGUAACGAGGAGCACAACACCUACUACUGAGAUAUUGCUGAAAGAGGUGGACAGAGUGAGGAAAGUUGAUUGGAGGUUUCACAUUACGUUGGCGUGUAUAUGUAUGCUAAAUCUAGUUGCGGCAUGGGAUGCUACCUCUCUCUCCAUCAUUCUUCCCACAAUAGCGAGUGCCCUACAUGGCUCAGCUGUUCAGUCAUUUUGGCUGAGUAUCUCGUUUCUCGUGGCUGCCACUGCCCUCCAGCCACUAUAUGCUUCUUGCGCUGGGAUCUUCGGCCGCAAAGCUAUGCUUAUCACUGCUCUUACCUUCUUUACGAUUGGAACAUUCAUUGCUGCAGUCACCGGAAACUUCACCGGAUUACUGCUCGGGCGGUCUCUUCAAGGCAUCGGUGCCGGUGGGUUCUACGUUAUGACCGACUUGAUUCUCGCGGAUUUGAUAUACGCAGAAGAUAGAAAACGGUGGUCUGCAUUUAUUGGAGCAACCUGGGUUGUCGGUAUCGUUACAGGUCCAGUUAUCGGCAGUGCGCUAGCAGAAAGAGGGCAGUGGCGGUGGAUCUUUUGGAUCAACCUUCCCUUUUGCGGAUUCGCAUUCAUCGUUCUUCCAGCAUUCGCUCAGCUUAAACUCGCGGAAGGUGACAUCCUCCGAGGGCUUAGAAAAGUGGACUGGCUUGGAAUCGUCCUCUUCAGCGGAUCUCUGAUCUCCGUUCUACUGGGCCUGACGUGGGGAGGAAUCCAGCAUCCCUGGUCUAACUUCCGGACUACACUUCCCAUCCAAGUCGGACUCGUAGGAUUCGUUGUCUUCCUCCUAUGGUCACGUUUCUCGCCUUUUACACCCAUUCUUAAUCUCGACUCUUUCAUGGACUCUACAAGCCUGGCAACAUAUUUCGGGGCAACAAUGCAAGGAACAAUCGCUUUCACAGCCUUGUACUUUUUGCCGUUGUAUUUUGAGGUUGCCAAGCCCGACCUCAGCCUCGUUGAAACCGGGAUAAGCCUGUUCCCGUGGACCUUUGCACUCUGCACCAUCGCAACAGUUACGGCUGUUGCCGUCAGCAAUACGACCUGGUGGCGUCCAGCGAUUUGGCUUGGUUGGUCCUUUGUCAUUAUUGGGACUGCAUUAACGACGCUUUUCAAGAGAGGUUCAGCAACGCCGUUGUGGGUGUGCAUUGCGAUGCUCUUGGGAGUCGGACUUGGGAUCUUGUAUCCCAGUUUGAGGGCAGCUUUGCAGGCAGCUGCUCGGAGCGGGAGUAUGACUUCGGCUGUUACAAACUAUGGGUUCUUUCAAACUCUGGGACAAACGCUGGGUGUUGCCAUUGGUAGCGCGGUUUUCCAGAACCAGCUCCAUGAGCAGUUGCUCGAGAACAAGAUGCUCGAGAGACUUGCGAUAGUGUAUGCGAAGGAUUCCAUCGCACUCAUCCAAACCAUCCGAGCGAUGCCCGGCGGCGAGGGAACGCUGAAGACGGAUCUAGCAGAUGCAUAUGUUGAUUCCAUGAGGACUAUUUGGAUCAUCAUGGCUGCUUUGGCCGGAACUGCGUUAGUAGUAAGCUUCUUUACCAAGGCCGUGUUUGUCACGCAAGAGUCGGCUGCGGAGCAGAAUGAGAUGAAGACGUUCGAUGAAGAGAGAUGAUACAGUAAGCGGGCGGGUGAGUUGUAUCUUUUAUGUAUGAUGGCUUGAAGAGGGAGGGCUACCUGGAUUUUUGCUCGGCGUUUGGCUCGAUUUGGGUUGUGGUGUUUGCGGUUGAAGUUGUUGGCAGUGAUGCCAAGUUUUGCUUUUUGGGAGGCCAUUGUGGAUUUGCUUCACAC
Messenger RNA from Lindgomyces ingoldianus, 2175 nucleotides. Its product is annotated as MFS general substrate transporter. The coding region runs from base 152 to 1999 and encodes 615 amino acids. Gene Ontology annotation, biological process: transmembrane transport. The record is from RefSeq and is a predicted model, not a curated record. Lineage: Eukaryota; Fungi; Ascomycota; Dothideomycetes; Pleosporales; Lindgomycetaceae. Gene Ontology annotation, molecular function: transmembrane transporter activity. The transcript has 7 exons.